Drosophila ananassae is the source of this 1117-nucleotide messenger RNA. It is a transcript of the gene Su(var)205, whose product is annotated as heterochromatin protein 1. Gene Ontology annotation, cellular component: nucleus; pericentric heterochromatin. Gene Ontology annotation, biological process: chromatin organization; negative regulation of transcription by RNA polymerase II. Gene Ontology annotation, molecular function: chromatin binding. The record is from RefSeq and is a predicted model, not a curated record. NCBI's taxonomy places the organism in Eukaryota, Metazoa, Arthropoda, Insecta, Diptera, Drosophilidae. The transcript is spliced from 5 exons. Bases 261 to 893 code for a protein of 210 amino acids.
CGAUAUCAUAUCUUUUAUAUCGAUAGUUUGAUAUUGAAUCAACAACCCUAACACCUUUAGCGUCACUUCGAAGGCGCAUUUUUUCUAGCAUUAUAUUAUUUUUAAGACACAAAAGUGGACACUUUGCAGACGCUAUUGAGCGGUGGAGAUUUGUUUUUUUUAUUAGUACAUUGUGGUGAGUGUUGAGGAUUUUUUGGCGGUAAAGAAUAAAUUUGCAAACUACAAGAAUUUUUGCAUGUGCCUGUCAAACUAUUAACAUAAUGGGCAAGAAGACCGAGAACAACGAGAAUGCCGCCACUCAGUCCGACGGAGAGGAGGAGGAGGAGUACGCCGUGGAGAAGAUCCUAGACCGACGUGUUAGGAAGGGGAAGGUUGAGUACUUUCUGAAAUGGAAGGGAUAUGCAGACACCGAAAAUACCUGGGAGCCAGAAAGCAAUCUGGAUUGCCAAGACCUCAUCCAGCUGUACGAGCUGAGCCGCAAAGAUGAGGAUAAGGAUAAGACUGACAAGUCCACCAAAAAAGACCGACCGACUAGCAGUGCCAAGACUAAGGAACCCACCGGACGUUCCAGUACCACAACGGUGACCACCAACAAACGGAAGUCAGAGGAACCAUCUUCUACCACCAGCAAAUCAAAGCGCGCAACAGACGUGGACCCAGACAGCAGUGAUUCCCUGGUCGCUCCUGGCGCCACUGGCUUCGAUCGUGGCCUGGAGGCUGAAAAGAUACUUGGGGCCUCUGAUAACAACGGUCGCCUCACAUUCCUCAUACAAUUCAAGGGCGUGGACCAGGCCGAGAUGGUGCCGUCAACUGUGGCCAACGUCAAAAUCCCCCAGAUGGUGAUCCACUUCUACGAAGAACGUCUGUCAUGGUACUCCGACAACGAGGAUUAAUUUCCGACAUCGCAACAUGCAACCUCAUCUGAAGUUUAUAAUUUAAAAAUAUAUAAAAAAAAACACAAAAUCAUGUAUCACCCAACAGAAGUUUAGGGCUUUAAAGCAAUCAUCUCCUAAAGCGUCUCCAAUCCAUGAAGCAAAAGGCACAUUCUAUUGUCUCCCCAUUCAUGUUUGUAUUUAUGAUUUAAAUUUUCAAUGAAUAAACACAAAUUAUGUUCAAA